Nezara viridula (southern green stink bug) is the source of this 2916-nucleotide messenger RNA. The record is from the annotation of a GenBank genome assembly. Lineage: Eukaryota; Metazoa; Arthropoda; Insecta; Hemiptera; Pentatomidae.
GUUUUCCCGCGUCUUCAUAAACUUAGUUCAUCAUUUAAUAAUAAGGUUUCAUGUUAUUGAACUAAAGAAUAUGAUUUUAAUAGGUUCACUUUUAAAUAUAUAUAAUUUUUAUUAUUGUGAUUGAUUAUACUUUGCCAGCAUGGGUGAGACAGUGAUUGCUUUGGAUUUGUGCAAAGAAAAAUUAAUCCCUCCAGCUGACUUUAACUUUCCAUUUUCUCCCUAUCCGAUCCAAACUGAUUUUAUGAAAAAUCUUUAUACUGCUAUUGAAGAACGCAAACUUGGAAUAUUCGAAAGCCCUACUGGAACUGGUAAAUCUUUAAGUAUAAUUUGUUCUGCAUUGGCUUGGCUUAAAGAUCAUAAAGAAAGAGAGAUUAAUGAUCUUAAAAAAGCUAUUUCCUCCUUCAGCAUUAAAAGUGAUAAACAAUCUACUGAUUGGCUAUCUGAUCAAAUUAUAGAUAUGAAAAACAAUUCUAUAAAAGUGAAACUCCAGAAACGUUUAGAGAAAAUUGAAAAAAGUAAUGAAAAGUUUGAGACUGUUAAAAAGAGGAUUCAGGAAGCACAGAAAAAAAAAGUGUUCCAUGGUGUAAAAAAUACCACUAGUAAGCUUUCAACAGACUCAAAUAUAUUAAAAACCAAUGGUAUGCCUGAAUUCACUGAUGAAGAAACAUUGCUCUUAGAUGAAUUCACUGAUGGAAUUCCUUCUGAAGAAAGUAGUGAAGAUGAAAACGAAUUAGAUGAAAAAUGUAUUGAUACUAAGAUUAUUUUUUGCAGUCGUACACACUCUCAAUUAUCUCAGUUUAUUUCUGAACUUAAGAAAACUGUGCAUGCAAAUCAUAUAAGGGUUGCUCCUCUUGCAUCAAGACAAAGCUACUGUAUUAAUAAGGAUGUUAAUAAGUAUCACAGUCUAUCUUUAGUUAAUGAAAAAUGCUUACAACUUCAGCGCGAUAACAAAGCUAAAGUCACAUUAGAAGGUGAAUCAGGUGAAAAAAUAAAACAAAAGAAAUGUGGAAGCGGUUGUCCAAAAAUGAAAGGAAUUACUGAUCUUGGAGAACAAUUAGUUGCUACAAUAUUAGACGUUGAAGAAUUUAAGGCAAUAGGAGAAAAAACCGGAUCUUGUCCAUACUAUGCUUCUAGAAGUGCUGUUUCAAAUGCAGAGUUGGUAAUUGUACCUUAUAAUACUCUUUUGCAUAAGAAUACCAGAGAAGCUUGUGGUCUUGAAAUAGAAAAUAGUGUUAUCAUCAUUGAUGAGGCUCACAAUAUUUUGGAAACCAUUUCUAGUAUACACAGUUCUCAAGUGUCUGGAGCACAGUUAACAUUAGCCUAUAACCAAUUGACAAUGUACAAAGAUAAAUAUGAAAAAAAAUUUAGCCCUACUAAUCUUAUGUACUUGAAGCAAGUAAUUUAUGUUGUUGGAAGUUUGGUAAAAUUAAUAGGCGGUAAACCUGGAUGUGGAAAUGGAGAAGCUAGUGGCACAGUGAUAGGAACAAAGAUUUAUACCAUCUACGAUUUUAUUAGUUGUGCUCAGAUAGAUAUAUUUAAUAUGUACAAGUUGGUUAGCUUCUGCCAUAAGACUAAACUUACUCAUAAGCUUAGUGGCUUUACAGAACUUCAUGCUCCCGUUGUUCAUCUUAAACCCAAACCUAAUGCAGUUGGGGGUAUUAAAGGAUUUUUGAACAGCAUCUCUAAAAGUAUUCCAGUAAAAGAAGAACCAGAAAAUGAAACAGAGCAAUCAUCCUCACAGCCUUUAUCUGUUAUUCUUUCUUUAUUAGAAAAUUUGACACUUAAUAACAAGGAAGGGCGUAUUGUUGUUUCUAUUUCAAAUACUGUUGGUAAAUCUGUGAUCAAAUUUCUGCUGUUAGAACCUGCCAUCGCAGUCACAGAUAUCAUCAGUAAAGCAAGGAGUGUGAUUCUAGCUGGUGGCACAAUGGAACCAAAAGGAGAACUGAAAGAAAGGUUGUUUAUUGCAUGUGGAGCUGAUCCUCAAAGGAUUAUGGAAUUCUCUUGUUCUCAUAUUAUCCCUCCAAACCAAAUCUUACCAAUUGUUUUGACAAAAGGGCCUACAGGAAAACCACUUGAUUUCUCCUAUGACUCAAGAUCAUCUUUAGCAACUAUAAAUGAAUUUGGUCGUGUAUUAGUAAAUAUAUGCAAUAUUGUUCCUGCUGGAAUUGUUUGUUUUUUUCCUUCAUAUGAAUAUGAAAACACAAUUUUUGAACAUCUAAACAAGCAUGGCAUUAUAGAAAAUAUUUCAAAAAAAAAACAGGUAUUUAGAGAACCAAAGAAAACAGGAGGUGUUGAUGAAGUUCUGAGCGGUUAUGCUAAAGCUGUUAAAACAGCAAAGGGGAAAAAUGGAGCUCUUUUAUUCAGUGUUGUUGGUGGAAAACUUAGCGAAGGUCUUAAUUUCAGUGAUGAGCUAGGUAGAUGUGUUAUAGUUGUUGGGAUGCCCUAUCCUAAUAUUAAAUCUCCUGAGUUAAUUGAAAAAAUGAAAUACUUGGAACAAAAUAUUAGAAAUGGUGCUGGCAAAGAACAUUAUGAAGCAUGUUGCAUGAAAGCUGUGAACCAGUCUAUUGGUCGGGCUAUACGUCACAGGUCUGAUUUUGCUACAGUGCUACUUUUAGAUCAAAGAUAUUCAUCUCAAAAGGUUUUAAACCUCCUUCCUGCAUGGAUCAUGAAAUCUCUGAAAAUUCAAGAACAAUUUCCUCAGGCAUUAGCUGCAGUUGUGAAAUUUUUCAAGCAACAUGAUACUACUGAGUCUGCCUCUUCAGCAACAGCAUUUGUGAAUGAAGCCUGAUGGAUAUAUUUUUUUCUCAGUGAAUUAUGUUAAUUUAUUGUGCUAAACUAUGUAAUAUAUUGUGUAACAUUUAUUGACAUAAAAUGUGUUUUUUUUUCAAAUAUAUUUUUUUAAUAUUUCUGUUUUAA